UUGCAAUGUGAUGUCUUAACGGCGAGUAAACAGGAGUUGCUAGAUAUGUAGAAAUAUGGUACUAUUUAUUAAAAGCAAUAAGAACUCACUGCUUAAGGGAGAUUUGGAUACAUUUCAUGAGAUGUACCCUCUGAUCGACCUACCAUAUCAAACGAUGAGGGUGUUUGUUAGAAGCUAACAGGAUCGUGGUCAAAGUGGAGAAGCCGUGCUGCUGAGAUGUGGCUGUGGGUGCUGGGCGGGGUCCUGUUCCUCUUCUCCUCCCUGGAUGUGUGGUACUUCGUGCGGGGGGUGGCUGUGGUUUUCCGCGCCAGGUUCCAGCCCAUCGUGAGAGACAUCCUGAGGGAGCAGUGUUUCAGCGGGAGGGUGCUGCCCCAAGACAUCGAUUUCAUGGGCCACAUGAACAAUGCCCGCUACCUGCGCGAGUGUGACUUCGCACGUUUCUCCCUGUACACCCGCAACGGCAUCUUCGGGGCAGUUCGUGCUGAGGGGGCCAGCAUGGUGCUGGGGGCUUCCACCAUCCGCUACCGGCGCUCGCUGACCCUGCUGGAGCCCUUCGAGCUGCGCAGCCGAAUCCUGGCCUGGGACCACAAGGCCUUCUUCCUGGAGCAGCAGUUCGUCUCCCGUGCCGACGGCUUCGUCUCCGCGGUGAUGCUCUGCCGCCAGAACGUUCUGCGCAGCACUCCAGACAAGAUCGUGCAGCACCUCUGCAAGAGAAAGGUGGAGAGUCCGGAAUUUCCAGAGGACCUGAAGCACUGGAUCAGCUACAACAGUGCCAGCAGCCAGACACUGAGAGCAGAGAGUGAACUGGCGGGGAAAUCUCAGUGAGGAACAACCUCCUUCAGGACCACCACACUUCAACAGGACAAGCAGCUUUACUGUAUUGUGUGGAACUGGAUUCUGUUUGUUUUUUUUUAUAGUAAAGCAGGAAACAUGCUACAGAGCGUCGAUCUGGGGUUUGUGUUUGAGACUCACAUGAGCCCUGCUGCCCUCAGUGGUGUCUCUUAUUGAAAUGAUUAGGAGCCAGGAGUUUGUGCAAUUAGAUCCAUUGUUAAAUAUUUUUUUCCUCCCCCUAUAGUUGCCUAUAUAUCUCAUAUUAAUAAACCUAUAUACUCAAGUGAGACUUUGGUGCAGAUUUAGAAGGGGCCUGCUCAUUUCAAUAUACCUGAACAAGGGGAGUACUGCAAACCAGGCCUGUGUGCAGGGCUGGUGUGUCUUUCUAACCCUACCUGUACAGUACCUGACUUUGCUACAAUAAAGUAACUAUAUCUUUAAGAAAGGGUACAUUUCUUAUUCUGCAGGAAUUAAUUCUAUCCAACAGUCCAUUAAUUCAGUAUCUCUUCUAAAUAUGUAUCACCCUAUUUGUUCUGUAUCAUAAUUAUUUUGACUUAUUUUUCUUGUGUAUGUUUUGCUUGAUUUGUAGUUUCUAAUUAGAAUCAUUAAUCCUGACUGGGGGAAAUUGUUUUGAUCACCCUGUGUAAUAUUUGGGUUUCUGCCCAUCCUCUGGUAAAGGAUGUGUGAUGUUGACAGGCAGCGCAAACCUAAGCAUGUUAGAAUCAAUUAGUAUUUGAGCUGUAUGUCCCUCAGAAUCAUGUCUUGUUAAUCUAGAAGUAUUUGUGGCUGCUGCUGACAUAUCAGGCCCCCUUUAGGAUCUGUGGUUUCACAGUGGUCCUAAUUGAGUUAGAAUCAAUGGAAAUAUUAACAAUAAAAAUACUUGCUUUCGGCAUGUUAUAUGAACUGAA
Molecule: messenger RNA, 1739 nt
Organism: Polyodon spathula (Mississippi paddlefish)
Lineage: Eukaryota; Metazoa; Chordata; Actinopteri; Acipenseriformes; Polyodontidae
Product: protein THEM6-like
Exons: 3
Coding region: 217-825 (202 amino acids)
Source: RefSeq, a predicted model, not a curated record